Neomonachus schauinslandi (Hawaiian monk seal) is the source of this 2997-nucleotide messenger RNA. It is a transcript of the gene YOD1, whose product is annotated as YOD1 deubiquitinase. NCBI's taxonomy places the organism in Eukaryota, Metazoa, Chordata, Mammalia, Carnivora, Phocidae. Gene Ontology annotation, biological process: protein deubiquitination; endoplasmic reticulum unfolded protein response. Bases 171 to 1217 code for a protein of 348 amino acids. The record is from RefSeq and is a predicted model, not a curated record. Gene Ontology annotation, cellular component: nucleus; cytosol. The transcript is spliced from 2 exons. Gene Ontology annotation, molecular function: cysteine-type deubiquitinase activity.
GCAAAGCCACUUGUACUUGAGGAAAACGGAUAAAUCUUCAUCCUUUGGCUCCCUGGCGUUGGCUGCAGUGAGUUAGUUGUCACUUUAAGAGAGUUCGCUCUUCUUAAAGUGCUAAGACUUACGCCGCCAGAAAGUAUCGCGAGAUCUGUGGCCACCAGCGAUUUCUCGCGAUGUUUGGUCCGGCAAAGGGUGGCCAUUUUAGAGUCCGUCCGGCGGCUGGUUGCCCUGGCGGCGUCGGCCAACCUGCUGCCGGGACCAAAGCUGGCCCCACGGGUGUCUGGCCUGUGGGCAGCUGGACCGACACGAUGUGGCGGCUCCGCUGCAAGGCCAAGGAUGGCACCCAUGUUUUGCAGGGGUUGUCUAGCCGAACCCGAGUGCGGGAACUCCAGGGCCAAAUUGCCGCCAUCACCGGGAUCGCCCCCGGCUGUCAGCGAAUCCUCGUCGGAUACCCGCCCGAAUGCCUGGAUCUCAGCAACGAGGAUACCAUUCUUGGGGAUUUGCCCAUCCAGUCAGGCGACAUGCUGAUCGUUGAAGAAGACCAAACCAGGCCCAAAACUUCACCUGCAUUUACAAAACAUGGUGCUCCUAGUUACGUCAGGGAAACUUUGCCUGUGCUUAGCAGAACUGUGGUCCCAGCAGACAACUCUUGUCUCUUUACCAGUGUAUAUUAUGUUGUAGAAGGAGGAGUCUUGAAUCCAGCUUGUGCCCCUGAGAUGAGACGCCUCAUAGCACAAAUUGUAGCAAGUGAUCCAGACUUCUAUAGUGAGGCAAUCCUGGGAAAAACAAAUCAAGAGUACUGUGACUGGAUCAAAAGGGAUGAUACUUGGGGAGGAGCUAUUGAGAUAUCAAUUUUGUCUAAAUUUUAUCAGUGUGAAAUAUGUGUAGUGGAUACACAGACAGUAAGAAUUGAUCGUUUUGGGGAAGAUGCAGGAUACACCAAAAGGGUCCUGCUUAUAUAUGAUGGCAUCCACUAUGAUCCGCUUCAGCGUAACUUCCCUGACCCAGACACCCCGCCUCUGACCAUUUUCUCCUCUAAUGAUGAUAUUGUUCUUGUACAAGCACUGGAAUUAGCAGACGAAGCUAGAAGAAAGAGACAAUUUACUGAUGUAAACCGCUUCACCCUGAGAUGCAUGGUAUGUCAGAAGGGAUUAACUGGACAAGCAGAAGCAAGGGACCAUGCCAAGGAGACAGGCCAUACCAACUUCGGAGAAGUGUAAUCUAUGCAUGAUGAGGAUUGCCGCCUACUACCUCACAGAUCCAGAAGGCUCUGGGUUUUCCAAUAAGCUAUUCGUAACCCUAAAGAACAAAAGGACGCAAUGCUUGAACCGUCUUUUUAACUUAAAACCACUAAGACACUGAAAUUCCUUGUUAAGAUUAAAAUUAGUGUGCAAGUUUACAGAUGUGUGUCUACAGUGGUGAUACAUGCCCUUUCUCUGCUGGGGUGACAGAAUAGGUGGUCCUUGCUACCUACUGACAUUACCCUGAAGAUUUGAAUUUUAGUACUAUAAACUAGCACCCAGCAGCAUUAACCUGUAGAAGAAAACAACUUCGUAUUUUGAGUAAUGCGGAAGGCCUCACUAGAGGCCACUGGACUUAAACCACAAUGUCUCCAUAAUUGAGUCCUUUUAAAAACUCUGAUUGAGUUAAUAGUUUCUAAAUUCUGAAUUGAUUCCUCAAAUGAAGAUACUCAGAAUUGUCAAAACCAAUUUUAUAUUACAAUUUGGUAGACUUUAUAAAUGUGUACUUAACCAGUUAUAAGUACGUUACAAGCAAUUUUUACAGGGAUGAGUGUGUUCCUUGAGAAUGUUACCUAAAGAACUGAUAGUGCCCAAUUUAGGAUUUCUAGUGUAUAAAAGUAGAAUGUAUGAGGGAAAAGGUGCCUGAGCAGCUUACUAAAGCUUUAAAAGACCGUUGGCCUCGUGUUUUAAUGCAACUCAUUUAUUGAUGUUUGUCACGUUAGAUAAAAAUUUUAAAUUAAGCAGGGUAUUUAUUUUUUAAUUGAAGUUUCUUGAAAUUUGAGUGCUUGAUUAUUGUUUUUUUACAUAAAGAUUUGUCUGGAGGGAUUAACUUCCUCAGCUUUUUCUCCAACUCCUAAAAAACAGCCUUCAUCUAAAAUGAUAAUGCUGUGCUUUGAUUUGGUUUUUGUGAGAUCUUCUGUUUACCUAAACAGUAUUUUUUUCCAUGCUAGCCUUAUCUGGCCACUAAUGCUCUUUUGAAUAAUUUCAUGUUUCUGCAAGUUAGCACUUUGCCUAUCUACAAUCUUUUACUUUGACUUUUGAAGAGUUUUAAAGUAGUUGGGAUAAUAACAUUGAAUGAAUUUGUUUCACUUCCAAAAUACGACAGUUUUUAAAUCCUUGCCUUAUUCAGCUUUUUUGAAAUUCUGCUUCUUCCUAAUAUUAGACGUGUAGUCAUUUGCUUGGUGGGCGAAACUGCAAGGCACACCCUCUAAAAUUAGCUUCACUCUGAGAUCUUCCAGAUAAAAGUUUUCUACCUCUUAAAUCUUCUGAAGAUCAGGGAUGCUAAAUUAUAAUUUGUUAUGUAUUAUCUCACAAAAUGUGAAGAGGCUUAAUGUUGUGUAGUUCCGUUAUCUGGUCUCAUUUUUUUAUGAAGUAUCUCAUUUACAAAACCAAUGGUAUACUUUAAAGCACUUCUGUCUCUUUCAGCAUAUCUUCUUGGCGAAUGUUUUCAAAUUGAGAUUUACUUUUAGCACUUUCACUUGGUGGAGGUGGCCAUAUAAAAUUAAGGAGCAUGUAAACAAUUUAGUGGACAAGUUCCUUUAAGGAAGAAUUCACAAAGUAUGCUUGAAAUUAUUAGGUGACAUUUCUUGAGUACCUAUUUUGUGAAUAGCUGCUUUAGGCAUUAUAAGUUAUGGUCAGUAUAACUUAAAAGAAUUUAAUUUUCUAUUUUACUGAGCCUUAAAAAUAGCACUUGUGAGCUUGCGAUACUUAAUGUUUGGAAUUCAUAAUAUAUACAAAUGAAUAUGUUUGAAGAUCUCUU